Messenger RNA from Pomacea canaliculata, 5711 nucleotides. Its product is annotated as transcriptional regulator ovo-like. Lineage: Eukaryota; Metazoa; Mollusca; Gastropoda; Architaenioglossa; Ampullariidae. Bases 2397 to 3563 code for a protein of 388 amino acids. The transcript has 8 exons. Gene Ontology annotation, biological process: regulation of transcription by RNA polymerase II; epidermal cell differentiation. Gene Ontology annotation, molecular function: DNA-binding transcription factor activity, RNA polymerase II-specific; RNA polymerase II cis-regulatory region sequence-specific DNA binding. Gene Ontology annotation, cellular component: nucleus. The record is from RefSeq and is a predicted model, not a curated record.
GAGGGUCGGGGUGUUGAAGAGAGGCGAUUGAAGGGUUACAAAUCGCGAUCGUCUGCGAAAAGUAAGAAUUGAAAGAUGAAGGAGUUCAAGCGAGGACUGGAAAGGCGCGGCGAAGGCGAUAAGACUAGGGAAAUCUGGCGGCCAAGAAGUGUUUACAGCAGUGAAGUACCUUUAUCACACAGUAGUGCAUGUGAUAAGGCUAGAGAACAGUAGGAGAAGAACUUCGCAACAAAGGACGCAAAAGUUUCGACUUUUAUCACCAGAUCUUCAACUGACGGCAGGUGGCCCACCCAAGAUCACAUGCGCAGUUUUCGAAUUUGCUGUAGCUGUUAAAUCGAGGGGCAUCAACAGGUAAUUAUGUACUCAGGUGACGCCUUAGGGGGCUUACACGUGGAACUUUGCAAUGUAAGUCUUUAAGUUAACAAGCCACUAGCAGGUGCUCUCAUGUCACUCCUGUUUGUUUUUUUUUCGUUUCACAAUAAAAACAGAAGUGGACUGACCAACCUAACCAUAGCAUGACCAACAUCUGAACACUGAACAAUUCGGACUGGUUGCUCCAGGCAUACGAGUACUUUUCCGGGACUAACACCCCCAGGACACGUUCUGCUGCCUUCCGGGUUUUAUUCCUAUACCUUCAUGACGAGAAAGCAAGCAUCAUGGCGCGCCAUGGCAACGCCAGACCUGCAAUGAGUAUAUCAGGGCAGGAGAAGGUCGAGGACAGCCAAGGAAGGGUCAUGCACUCUCUUGACAGGAAGUCUGAGAUGAUCGCCACGCCGUCGCGAGUUUUUAACGGGAAAGGCCGUGACUACAACGACAUUAAUGAAUCGUUUCUUCUCUCUGCUCGAUCGCAGACUGUCCGCCAUGGUCGUCCGGACAUCCAGACAGCUAGAGGCAUGGACUAUUCCUUCUCAGAAGGCAAUGAAGAUAAAGAGAACUACAUGUACUUACAGUCAGACAGUUCUAUAACUUCUCCUGACUUGGGCAAGUGGGUGAGUCGCAGAACCCCUAUUAGACUAACAUUUAGCCCCAGUCAAAAGAACGCAACCGGUACAAACUCGCCCUCGGAAAUUCGGGAAAGAUUUCAACGAUUUUCUGCCUCGCAAGAGACACAUAUUAAGCAACCUUCAGCCUGAGACAAAUAUAUCCCCGACUACAUCUAGGCUGAUGACAGGAGACCGAAACUCUCCCAGCAAAAAAACACAACUUUAAGAUUUGACUCGAAAACGCAAAAUAAAUCGCUUUCUCCGGAAAAGUUUCGGCAGACUAGCUCCUCUACAGACAAAAGCAACAUAGAAGCUCACACCAUUGGGGGCUGAGACAGGGUCUGGCAGUGCUGACUGGGACAGCGGGAUAGGGACAUCUGGUCCCCUUGAUCUUUCUCUACCUUGGAGGAAACGUGCAGAGUCAGUCUCUACCCCACUGAGGGGUGUCAGAGCAAAGAGACAACUAGAGCCUGAGUUAGAGCUCGAUUCUGGUGUUGACAGCACAGAGAAGGAGAAGCCACGUGAGCCCAAGAACAACCGUAAAAGCAGAAGAAGAAAGCUUCUAACAUCGACGCCAAAGGUCGACUCCAAAACCAACAUCGAGAAGGACUCGAUCCACUUGAUUCCUUUAAACCGCUUGCUAGAAUUGCAGGGCAAAGGGGAAGCUUCAAAGACAGAGGCUGCAGCGAAAUUGUCCCAGAAACGCGCGUGCAUGGUGGGUCGUUGGGAAACGGUGAAUGUCGCUUAAACGAUGUCCAUAGAAGAGCCGCAGGGUUGUGUUCUCAGAAGCUGUCCACCAAAUGGCCUUUCUGUGUCCCCGGUCACGAGAAACGCGCUCCCUGAGAUGGUUGAGCAUCACGAGGGCGCUGACAUGAAAACGUAUUCAGGUUCCUUCUCCUCGACAACCACAUGUGACGUCAGAGUCGUGCGUGCUGGGAGUCGGGUCUGAUAUUGGAAUAGUAGCUUCACCAACUCCAUGCCCGCCUGCAACCCAGAUCGCGUCAAGCGAACAGAGGGUGGUCAGGAGGUGUGGCCACAUGGCCGUCAGUUACUCUACUCCUCGUGCCGGACCGAGCAUGCGCAAUGGCCUCAGAACAGUUCGUUCGACAAGCCGAGCAUAAGCCAUGGUGCAUCAGGCGCUGCAGACGACAGUGCAGGGCUUGUUAUUGCUGAUACUGAUCUCGCACAGCAGGUGUCUGCUGCAUUACCCAAUAAAUCGUCAGCAGCAGGAAUUUCUGGGUCGACGUUCUCCGUCGAGAACCUUCUGAAAACCGACAAAAAGCCUCAAAAGGGCCUGGAUGCACGGAGACAACGUACGCAGGUUCUGCUUUUGAUUCUCGCGGACUUGAAAGACUUUACGACAGACAGCUACCUACUAAAAGUCUUUUGCCAUUACCAUCGUCACUGCCGCUGAUGCCUGUGCAGUACAACUGGCCCGCCUACAAACCACCCCACGAUUUGCUGACCCUCACAACAGACCCUCCCUUCGUGACCCCGAAUCUGCAGGGAUACCAAACUCAGUUUUCACCCGCAGCACUGCCGUCCUCUCAUCCAAUGGCGAACUCGUGCUUCUUGCCAGCAAGACCCAGUCAGAUUCAGUUUACGUCUGAACAUCAAGGUCACGUGAUCGCCUCGUCAGGUACAUCAUCUCCUUGCAGCCCGCCACAGACACCUGUCGACAACCACCAGCAGCGCAGGGUGUCUUCAGUCGCACCCACAGUCGACCCCGAGGACGCUGCGGUGAGGACGAGCAGACACACAGUCUUACUCGAAGGCAAAGGUCAUGCGGAUGGCGAGAAAAGCGAAGGUCAUGAUGAGGAUGGCGAGGAAAAGGAGGCCAAAGGUCAGGACAUAACGAUGAAGAUCGAGAACGAUAAGACAACCCAGAACUCCAGUCUCCUGAAGCCCGAUGAGGCUUUGGAUCACCUCAGUCACGUGAUCUCAACAUACGCUCCUAAUGUCAACCUCUGCCCGAGCCUUGUCAAGACCGUCAGUAGUGUUAAGGAUGGGUUUGUAGGAGUCAUCAACUCUGGACUUGGAAUCGUCAACCCAAACUACACGAGGAGCUUCAUUCCGCCAUCGGAUAUGCCGGGUUCCUUCCAAUGCUCCGUGUGCAACAAAGUAAUGAAGAGCAAGAGAAUGUACAACCGACACAGGCGCAACCAUUUGCCCGUCAAACACUUUCUCUGUGUCUUCUGCUACAAGGGAUUCAACGAUUCUUUCGACUUGAAGCGCCAUACUCGAACUCACACAGGCAACAAGCCGUACGCGUGUCCCAUCACUCCCUGCACGAAGACCUGCGCCCAACGUGUGACCCUAGAGAACCAUCUCGAGAAGAUCCACGGGAUCAAAACACCUUACGAGAAGAAAGAGCGCCGCCCCAAGGUGUAUGUCUGCGAGCUGUGCCAGACAACUUACCACACCCGCCACGAGGUGGUGGAGCACACCAAAACCAAUCACCCUAACGACCCGUGUCUGCAGAGGCUGCACGACCGACGCCAUUUUGGCGCGGAGGAAGGUUCAGGAAGCUCCCAGAACCAGCCCAAGGCCCGUCGCCGAACUGGUCGGCAGAGAAAGUGACGCUCGGCGCUAUCGCCAUCAAAAGCGAAAACUUUAUGUAAAGUCUCCUUGCCUGACACUUGCUUUGCAAAAACACUGACCAAGAUAAACUGAUAAAAACCUGACUCACUGGAUAUUUCCAGAGUCAGACAUCAUCUUACUGAUAGGAGUUUUCAAGUGCUAGCGAUGGACAUAUGGAUACUCAAUGUAAAAUAUAUAUAUUUUAAAUUCCCAGCACUUCGACUCUGCUCCUAACUUUUUGAUGUCCCUCUCCCACUUUGUCCUAGUGAGAUUAUCGCCCUCGUUUACACAAGCUGCUGUCCAUACAUUCAGAUGCUUGUAGAGGGCGCUAUCGGGUUUCCAAAUGUUUUCAUAGAUAGGGUCGCUGUUACAUAUUCUUAGUUGCUGACACGGCGUAAAACAAUCAACCAUCACAGAUAGGGUUUUAAAAACCAGUGGCGCAGGAAGAUGCUCAUAUUUGUGGGGGUGGGGUGGGAGGGGUAAACCAUGUUGACAGUGAACAUUCUUGCCACUUUUUUUCUGAAGGGAGGUUGGUCCCACUCUCCACUCCAGGUUCCUACGCCAAACGCUCAUUUUUUUUUUUUUAGAAAUCUGCGAAUCUUGAGAUCAACUUGCUGCCUUUGGGCUUCAUUGCCUGCAUGCUGCUAUCGGAUUUGCUGCCUUCGAUUCUCGAGGACACGAUUUUUGUUUGACUACGACAGACAGCUACCUACUGCUAGUCUCUUGCCUUUAGCAUCAUCCCUUCCUCUGAUGACCCGUGCAGUACAACUAUCCUGUCUACAAACCACCCCACAAUUUACUGACCUUUGCCACAUACCCCUUUCCUGCUACCCCGAAUCUGAAGGGAUACUAGACAAGCUUUCUCAUCCGUUGUGCUGUCGUCCUCACAUCUGGUGCGAGUGAUGGUGAACUCAACUUAUUGUCAGCAAGAUCCAGCCAGAUCCAGCUUACGUCUGAACAGCCAAGUCACGUGACCGCUUGUCAAGAAUGCCGUUCUCUCCCUCCCCAGCAGUCCAGUUACCAGAAAAUUGCAGGUUGCAGCUAACGGCAGAAGUAGUGGUGACGAGCAGACGUGCUUCCUUCAGUCUCACUGGAAAACGAAGAUCAGGAUAAGGAUGGCGAGAAAAAGCAAGGCCAAAGAAUAAUAAUGUGCCCAUUUUAUUCUGGUGAUGAGAAAUGAAAAACGAAACGAUGUCGCCCAGCACUAAAGGAGCUACACCCGUCCACCACGGUUUCCUCAAGGGUUCCAACCAUUCCAACGAAUUGAAACGUCACAUUCAAACCAGCAUGGGAUGUGGCCAGACACGCACGAAGUCUUUGCACGCAACGUGGACUCUGGAGAUCACCUGCAGUUGAUCCAUGAGAUGAAGAAUCUGGACGUGAAGUUGUCUAAGAACUGUAACAACUACCUACUACACUCGCCACGAGGUGGCGAAGCACAUCAAGAUCAUCCACCCAGAAGAACCUUGCCUGCAGAGGCUGCACGAUCGACACCAUUUUGGCGCCGUGGAAGGCUCGAGCCCAAGUCUCACCUCCGACCCGAUCGGCAGAAAAAAAAAAAGGAACGGUCGUUAGAUGGCCCUGCAGAUUAAGAGUGAACUACACUCCCUCUUAAGCUAUGAACACACACCACCUUCGUGUAUGAACGUGCCGUAGACUUUACUAUGGUGGGACAGUUUGUCAAAACAUCAAGAAAUGGGAUUUUUGAGACACUAAAUAUAGGUGAAUGCACAAAAAGCCCGGACUUCUGGAUCAUGCUACAAAAGAUUGUGUCCCCUUCCCAAUUUUUGUUGUUAUUUUGUGGUCGUCAUUAAGACGAGUUGCGGCUCGAUACUUGUAGAGUGCACAUUUUUGACGAGUAUGGCUUUAAACAUAGUAAUCAUUGUCUUCAUUAUCAUCGUUGAGUACUGUACAUAAAAGGCUUGACCAUGUGGCCAUGAUCACCUUGAUGUUUUAAAUUAUUGCGUUCUAUAGAAAUCCAUGCAGUAUUCUAUGCAGUCCAGAUCUUGCUGCAUUCGAAUCUGCAUUUCUUAAAAGAGCGUUUCACUCUUUCGUAAUAUUUCCCUUAGCCAUGUAAAUUAAGUUCAGAUUUUUUUCUGUUGGAAUUAAAAUUUGGACAUAAGACUGGACCUAUUGUCAUUGAGUUGU